Messenger RNA from Tetrahymena thermophila SB210, 1695 nucleotides. Its product is annotated as tetratricopeptide repeat protein. Gene Ontology annotation, molecular function: protein binding. The transcript has a single exon. Lineage: Eukaryota; Ciliophora; Oligohymenophorea; Hymenostomatida; Tetrahymenidae. The record is from RefSeq and is a predicted model, not a curated record.
AUGAAUUCUAAAGACAGCUAAGAAUUUGGAGAGCUGGGAUAUUUAUUUUAAGAAAAAGAUGAUCAUGAUGAUGACGCAAUUACACUCCUUUAGGAGACUGUUUAACUUGAUCCUAAAGACAGCUAGGCAUUUAGACAGCUGGGAUAUUAAUUUCUGAAAAAAUAAAUGUAUGAUGAUGCUAUAACAUUAUUUUAGAAAGCUAUUUAACUUGAUGAUAAAGACAGCUGGGCAUUUGGAAAGCUGGGAUAUUCAUUUCUAAAAAAAAAAAUGUAUGAUGAUGCUAUUACAUUCUUCUAGAAAGCUAUUUAACUUAAUGAUAAAGACAGCUGGGCAUUUGGAAAGCUGGGAUAUUCAUUUCUAAAAAAAAAAAUGUAUGAUGAUGCUUUUACAUUCUUCUAGAAGGCUGCUUAACUUGAUCCUUAAGACAGCUCGGCAUUUGCAAAUCUGGGAUAUUUAUUUUAUAAAAAAGAAAUGUAUGAUGAUGCUAUUACAUUCUUCUAGAAGGCUGUUUAACUUGAUCCUAAGUGCAGCUGGGCAUUUGGAAGGAUGGGAUACGUAUUUCUGAAAAGAGAAAUGAAUGAUGAUGCAAUUAGUUUCUUCUAGAAGUCAGUUUAACUUGAUCCUAAGGACAGCUGGGCAUUUGGAUAGCUGGGAUAUUUAUUUCUGAAAAAAGAAAUGUAUGAUUAUGCUAUUAAAUUCUUAAAGAAGGCUGUUUAACUUAAUCCUAAAGACAGCUAGGCACUUGGAAAGCUCGGUUAUACAUUUCUGAAAAAAUAAAUGUAUGAUUAUGCUAUUAAAUUCUUAAAGAAGACUGUUUUACUUUAUCCUAAGGACAGCUGGGCACUUGGAAAGCUGGGUUAUUCAUUUCUGAAAAAAGAAAUGUAUGAUGAUGCUAUUACAUUCUUCUAGAAAUCUAUUUAACUUAAUGAUAAAGACAGCUGGGCAUUUGGAAAGCUGGGAUAUUCAUUUCUGAAAAAAUAAAUGUAUGAUGAUGCUAUUACAUUCUUCUAGAAAGCUAUUUAACUUAAUGAUAAAGACAGCUGGGCAUUUGGAAAGCUGGGAUAUUCAUUUCUGAAAAAAGAAAUGUAUGAUGAUGCUAUUACAUUCCUCUAGAAGGCUGCUUAACUUGAUCCUAAAGACAGCUUGGCAUUUGCAAAUCUGGGAUAUUCAUUUAUGAAAAAAGAAAUGUAUGAUGAUGCUAUUAAAUUCUUCUAGAAGGCUGUUUAACUUGAUCCUAAGUGCAGCUGGGCAUUUGGAAGGAUGGGAUACGUAUUUCUGAAAAAAGAAAUGAAUGAUGCUGCAAUUACUUUCUUCUAGAAGACAGUUUAACUUGAUCCUAAGGACAGCUGGGCAUUUGAAUAGCUGGGAUAUUUAUUUCUGUAAAAAGAAAUGUAUGAUUAUGCUAUUAAAUUCUUAAAGAAGGCUGUUUAACUUGAUCCUAAAGUUAGCAAUGCACCUUUAAAUCUAAGAAUGGCAUUUUACAAAAAAAGAAGGUACCAACAUUCAAUUAUAUAUUUCAAGAAGUGUAUUUAAAUUGAUCCAAAAGUUAUGGUGAACCAUUUUAACCUUUCUCUUGAUUUUGAGUUUAAAAAAAUAUACAAACAUGCAAUUAAAUCAUCAAAAGAGGGUUUAAAAAACAAUCCUUAAGAUAGCAAAACACUAUAAUUGUAAAAAUCUUUAAAAAGCUAGAUUUGA